This is a messenger RNA of Naegleria gruberi, 831 nucleotides long. RefSeq names its product maf protein. Lineage: Eukaryota; Heterolobosea; Eutetramitea; Acrasida; Naegleriidae. The record is from RefSeq and is a predicted model, not a curated record. The transcript has a single exon. Gene Ontology annotation, molecular function: nucleoside triphosphate diphosphatase activity. The coding region runs from base 5 to 649 and encodes 214 amino acids.
AAAAAUGCUCCGAAAACUUGUUGAUAAAUAUCAUGUAGUUUUGGCUUCUCAAUCACCUCGUAGAAAGAAAAUUCUGAUAGAGAAUGGAGGAUUAGAAUUUGAAAAGGAUUUUGUUAUCAUUCCAUCGACUUUUGAUGAAAAAUCGUUAGAUAAAAGCAAGUUUGAAACACCAAACGAUUUUGUGAUGGAAAAUUCGAGAUUGAAGGCUGAACAAGUGUUCAACUCUAUGAAGGAUUCGUUCGAUAAUUUAAUAGUGAUUGGAAGUGAUAGUAUUGUAGUGUAUGGAAAGGAAAUAUUGGAAAAACCAGCAAGUACUGAUGAAGCUCGGAAUAUGUUGAACAUGUUGAGUGGAAAUAAGCAUAAGGUCAUUUCUGGUGUUUCAAUCUACAUUAAAAACACGAGUAACUGUGCUUCUGAACCGAAACUUAUUUCAUUUGCUUCGGAAACUCUUGUUUUGUUUGAUACACUCUCAGCAGAGCUCAUUGAGGAAUAUAUUGAAACAAAGGAACCAAUGGAUAAAGCUGGAGCAUAUGGUAUUCAAGAUAUGGGAUCUGCUUUUGUUUUAUCCAUUGAAGGAGAUUAUCAUACAGUGAUGGGAUUACCUUAUCAGAAAACAUUUGCUGCCCUCAGACUAGCUCUUCAUAAAUAAUAAUAAUAAGCAAAAUUGAUUAUUAUUAGUUAUUGGAUUCUUUCACUUUUAAUGCAAUCACAAAAUGAACAAAUUCUCAGACAAGAUCCAUAAAUUGUCUAAAUAGUCUCAAACAUUCACAAUCCAUAUCGAAUGUAAUUAAAGAAGUUCAAUUUCAGAUGCGAAUAAAAAAAUGGGAAAUC